Beauveria bassiana ARSEF 2860 is the source of this 1482-nucleotide messenger RNA. RefSeq lists its product as uncharacterized. NCBI's taxonomy places the organism in Eukaryota, Fungi, Ascomycota, Sordariomycetes, Hypocreales, Cordycipitaceae. The coding region runs from base 1 to 1482 and encodes 493 amino acids. The record is from RefSeq and is a predicted model, not a curated record. The transcript has 4 exons.
AUGUCCUCGAACGCGGAGCCAGUCGGGGAAACUGGUCAACGUGAUUUUACUUUUCCCUUUCUCCAAUAUCCGCCGGACUUGAGUCCUAUUUUCGACUCGCUGCGAAAUUUCCUGGUUAGCAAUCACAUCGUGCUUACCGGGGCGCAUACAAUAAAACUUCGUGCACCGGAUGAAGAAGCCAUUCUAGCUGGUACCUUUGUCGUUGAGAUUGAAGUGCUGCCCAUGAGACCUUUGACUUUGCAAUCGCCCAACGAAAUGAUUGAUUCGACAGCAGGACAGAUUGAAUCACCAAGCCUGAUGACUGGUGUAUUCGACAACGAAGCUUGUAUGCUGGAUGCCUCGGAAAUUGGUGCAUGUCAGCCACAAACUGGCUUCAAUAAUGCCACUGAAUGCACAAAGACAUUGGACUCGCCAUGGCAGGCCAUUGGGCCUUCAAUUCGAUAUAAUCUUCCUGAAGAAAGCAAUAACGCCGGCAAUGUCAGCUUGGAUAUGGGCUCUAUGCCCCCAGUGUCCCCAAGCGUUGCAGGUGGUUUGGAGAACCACGUAGACCAUUCAACAAUGACCGUCAGCCAGCCAGGCUUGGAUUCUAGUCAAUACUCACCCCUCUCUUGCAAUUCUCAAACAAACUCUGCUACAGAAGCUUUCGAGCUACCUGUAUCGGUCGCUGAUGCUGCUGUCAACAGGAGGCGAGGCGGACGGAGCGGCAGUGUUUCUACAUCUUCAGGUUGCUCCGAGUCGUCUCACAAGAGAAACAGACAAAGCAAGUUAUUGGCGCUCACUAUCAAAUCAGUGCAGCAGCCAGUCAUACGGCCGGAUUGGCUGACUUUCUUGGAAGCCGAACUCCCGCGCUGGGCGCUAUGGGGAUUGUGGGAAGGAGCUGCAGAUGUUACUCCGCCAGCCAAGGGUGGCGGCCACGAGUAUCACAGUCUGCAAGUCGCAUACUCUGCUGUUUGCUUUCUUGAGAAGCGCGUGGACUAUGACUCUAUUCGUUGCCGCAUCGCCUUGGUGGAGCUACACCGGGAGUACGAAAGAGCGUGCACACAUCGACAGGAAAUCGAGGAACGACGUCGAAUUGGUUGGGGGGUUUCUAGCUCUACUAUCGAUUAUAUUCUGAAGAAUACGCAUAGCAACUGGUCUCUGCUGAGCGAAUCGCAGCGAAAAAGUCGUCGUUCUCAGUUUCACGACCGCAAACGGUAUGGCAAGAGAUGGGCAGUUCUGACGGAUGGGCUGGGUACGGGCAUUGUACUUCUCAGCUCUACGCAUCUUGCAAAAGCAGUGCACAACACUUCAUUUACCUCUGAAAUGCUCAAUCAGUUUGUCCAGCACACACGAGGCGACGCAACAACCAUGCGCAUAUUGAAAGAGAUACGGAAAGUGGCGGAUCAGUUAUGGCUAGGGCAGCCAUGUGGCUCUUAUGAUGCCAAUUUCUUGCUGAAUAGGUUGAAAACGGUUAGUGGUGAUGAUUUCGAUGUGAUGGAGUAG